Messenger RNA from Geodia barretti, 1419 nucleotides. Lineage: Eukaryota; Metazoa; Porifera; Demospongiae; Tetractinellida; Geodiidae. The record is from the annotation of a GenBank genome assembly.
AUGACUGAAGAACGACACAUCUUUUCCGUACUUGUUGAAAAUCGCUUCGGAGUCCUCGCGCGAAUUGCGGGGCUGUUCAGUGGGCGUGGAUAUAACAUUGACAGCCUCAAUGUCGCUGAAACUGAUGAUCCGGAUGUUUCACACAUGACAAUUGUUACACAUGGGGACGCGCAGAUCAUUGAGCAGAUUUACAAGCACCUGAACAAGCUGAUUGAUGUAAUCAAGGUGAUAGAUCUUACCGUUGAAAAUCAUGUCGAGCGAGAUCUCGUACUGAUUAAAGUCUACGCCGAGCCACAGCGCCGCGGGGAAAUUCUCCAAAUUGUGGAGAUCUUCCGCGCCCAUACGGUUGAUGUCGGUCCCGAUUCCCUAAUCAUCGAAGUGACUGGCGACGAAGGGAAGUUGAAGGCGGUGGUUGAUCUGCUACGUCCCUACGGCAUUCAAGAACUUGCCCGCACCGAUUUUGAUUUACUCAAAGAACGAACGGUUGCUGUUAUCGGCUAUGGCAGCCAAGGACGCGCACAAGCGUUGAAUCUCAAGGAUAGCGGCGCAAACGUUGUCCUCGGGCUGCGACCCGGCAGCCGUUCCCAACCGGCAGCAGAAUCGGAAGGAUUGACGGUAAAAAGUAUUGACGAAGCUGUUGCUGAAGCAGAUGUCGUUCAGAUUCUCAUCCCGGAUGAACAGCAUGGGGCGGUGUAUCGAAAUCAGAUCGAGCCGAAUCUACAGGCAGGCAACAUGGUGAUGGUUUCGCACGGUUUCAGCAUCCAUUUCGGUCAGAUUGUUCCAGUCAGCGACAUUGACGUGGCGAUGAUUGCACCGAAGGGACCGGGGCUACUCGUGCGACAAGUCUUUGAAGAAGGCGGCGGUGUGCCGUGCCUUAUUGCUAUCCAGCAGGAUGUAACGGGACAUGCCAGAGACAUCGCACUCGCGUAUGCGAAGGGAAUCGGCGGUGCGCGGGCUGGUAUCAUUGAGACCACCUUCCGUGAGGAGACGGAAACCGAUCUCUUCGGCGAACAAGCGGUGCUUUGUGGCGGGACUACCGCCCUGAUUAAGGCUGCUUUUGAUACCCUCGUCGAGGCCGGCUACCAACCAGAGAUGGCGUUUUUUGAGUGUUUGCAUGAGUUGAAGCUGAUUGUAGAUCUGAUCUACACAGGCGGCCUCAGCAAGAUGCGCAAUGAUGUUAGCAACACAGCGGAAUUCGGCGAUCUCACCCGCGGUCCUCGUGUCAUUGAUGAAGGCGUCCGAGAGCGCAUGCGGACAAUUCUUAAAGAGGUGCAGAAUGGGGAAUUUGCAAGGGAGUGGGUACUGGAAAAUCAGGCGAACCAACCCGUGCUACAAGCCCUCCGUCGUCGAGAGUCGGAGCUGCAGAUCGAAAAGGUAGGGAAGGACCUACGGAGCAUGAUGAGUUGGCUUGAGGAGUAG